Peniophora sp. CBMAI 1063 is the source of this 1431-nucleotide messenger RNA. The record is from the annotation of a GenBank genome assembly. Lineage: Eukaryota; Fungi; Basidiomycota; Agaricomycetes; Russulales; Peniophoraceae.
AUGGGGGUUGUCGAUCCUUCGUACCCUCUACUCCCCACUGCAUACAUAUUAUCCUCUGUCAUGCUAUCUUUGGUGCUAAUGACUAGCUUCGUUCGAGAAAGAUGGAAUCUAGGCGUCGCUUUCUUAUGCUUCUGGCUUCUCGUCGAGAAUAUCUCCAACGCUGCGAGUGUCAUCAUAUGGUCGGACAACGCCGAUUUGAAGCUGUACGUCUUCUGUGAUAUCGUUACUCAUAUUCAAGAAAUCGCAUUCGUCGUGAGACCUAUGGCAACACUGAUCAUUACACGUCGACUGUAUUUGAUUGCCCGGCUUCAGUCCGUGGAGCUUCCCAGCAAAGCAGCGAGACGACGGGAUCUGGCCAUAGAGUGGACUCUAGGGCUAGGUGCUCCCUUGUUUGUGGCUAGUCCUAUAUACUAUGCGAAUCAGGGCGCUCGCUUCGAGAUCACGGAAGGUUUUGGUUGCACGACGGGCAAUGACACUUCGAUACUCGCGCUCCUGAUCGAGGAAUCCUGGUCAAUCAUUCCUCCCCUAAUUUCCAUCACGUUCUACUACCCUAAGGUGGCAAAACUAUACUAUCAUCAAAGAAAGGACAUAAACAACUUCCUACGCAGCAAUGCCUCAGUCUCGCGCACAAAUUACAUGCGCAUACUCGUUCUCGCCAGCAUCGAUCUCUGGCUCACAUUGCCCAUCGGCAUCGUGAAGAUCGUUCUGGAGGUAACAUACGCACUAUCUCCUCCCAAGUACUUCCCCUUUUACCCUGGUUGGCACCACCUGCACUCUGAAUGGGGACCGGUUUCCGUAACCUACGCUGAGCAGCAAUCCGAUGGUACCGCAGAUCUAGCUCAGAGCUACUUCAGUCACUGGUCGACAAACAUCAUCGCAUUUGCCAUCUUCGGCUUGUUCGGCCUCACUUCCGAAGCUCGCGCAUCGUACUGGCGCAUCGUCUGCACAAUCGGCGGUUGGUUCGGAUGGAAACCUACACCGAGCGCGCAGAAUGGGCGGGGACCAUUGGGAGAGAUCGAGUUCGGGGUGCGGCCGCAGGACAGUAUUAGCACGUCGGACUUCGAUCUCGAGAUGGGGUCGCGUCCUCCGAGCUUCGUCAACGCAGAUGCAGCGGCUGCGAAAAGGGAGAUUGAAGAUGCCAUGGGUGGUAGGUCGGUCCGCGCCUCAACGACUGAUUCGCAGUCGACUAAGGAAGAUCAUUGCAACGAGCUUGUAGGCGAUGCAUACAUGCAAGCCGCCAAUCAUCGCGACACAAGUACGAGUGGCGAUGAACAACUUGACGUCCUCGAGAGCGGCAACGUCGCAAUCGUUCGCUCGGUUCAGCUGAUCCAGUCCCAGAGCGCAUCCUGGGAUGCGGACGUUCGUACAGUGCAUGAGGCCGACACGCGCGGAAGUCUCGGAGGUGGACAGCCUCAAACGCAGGUCGCUUGA